UACAAUGAGAUGGGUAUUUAUAUAACUGUUAGAAACCAGAAAGGGUUUUUUUUGAAUUGAUCCUUCUCUCCCCUACUUAACAUUUGAUAGUCUUCUACGGAAAGAACACUGUAGUCUUCAGACAACAAGAAGUUUGGAAGGCAUACCUCUUCGCCCGACGUAAGUGGUGUACUUGUGAACGAUAAUUGGAUUUUUCAGUAGCAUUAUAGUCUCCUUCAGUAGCUGCUACAGCGUCUCACGCCUGUUUCGGAUUCAAUCGGCGAUUGGUGAUUUUGACAGGGCUUCUGGAUAAUGGCUUUGAGGCGUAUGCUCGGGUAUUCCGAUGGAGAGUUAAUGAGAUCAGAUGCAAAACCCUGCUCAAGGCUUAUGAGACAAACAGCUGGCAUUUUUUCCGUUGGAGGAGCAUUAGGAUUUUGGGUUCUUUGCCGAUUGCACUAUGGUCCUAGAAUCACAGUUCCUAGAAGUCUUAGAUGGGCAACUUGUGGGGCUAUUUCUAUGAGCUCAAGCACAGCUUUGCUAGUUCGUCUAUUUAGUCCUGAAUGUGAACCACAAAACAUAGCUGCCUACGACAAGAAAGGAUGAUGUUACUUUUCUUCCGAAAUCAGUCAGUAAAACUGAAGAAUGAUGUCCUAUUUAAUUCGUGUGUAACUUUUUAAGGAUUCCCCUUCCACAAGCAUCACAGAUACAGCUGCCCGUGUUAGCCAGGGGAGAAGAACCAACAUUUAAAUGCUAAACUAUUUUCUCACUGAGGGCCUAUCUUGUUUGCUACUAACUGUUAUAUCAAUUUCUGUUGUGUAAAAAUGCUACAAGCACUCGUGAAGUGAUGCUUAAGCUGUCUAAGUUCUCUCCUUCUAACAGCCAAUUCUAUGUCAUAUUCUACAAAGUGGAAAUACCUAUUUGUGUGAAUGAUUUAUUCUUUGGCCUAAGCUUUCAA
Messenger RNA from Nicotiana attenuata, 934 nucleotides. RefSeq lists its product as uncharacterized. The transcript has 3 exons. The coding region runs from base 292 to 582 and encodes 96 amino acids. Lineage: Eukaryota; Viridiplantae; Streptophyta; Magnoliopsida; Solanales; Solanaceae. The record is from RefSeq and is a predicted model, not a curated record.